Limulus polyphemus (Atlantic horseshoe crab) is the source of this 800-nucleotide messenger RNA. RefSeq lists its product as uncharacterized. Bases 250 to 777 code for a protein of 175 amino acids. The transcript is spliced from 7 exons. The record is from RefSeq and is a predicted model, not a curated record. NCBI's taxonomy places the organism in Eukaryota, Metazoa, Arthropoda, Merostomata, Xiphosura, Limulidae.
AAAUUUAGAGGGCGCUGUUAAAAUUUGUGGGUAAAUCAGUUUGUAUCGUUAUAGGGUCCUGGAGUAAAUACUAAAUACAGUGAAUUCAAUCUGAGUGGACCGUUGUAUUUAAAAGGAACAAUAUAUCAUGCUGUAAAAGAACCCUGGCAAGUUGAAUCUGAACUUAUUAAAAAAAAAAAUGCUUGAGCCUUCCAAUAAAAGUGCAAGACUUCCACUUUAACUUCCUGGUGUAUUAUAGUACCAUGCACAAUGGGAAGGCCCAAAUCUAAUAAAAAGAAUUCAAAAUCAUCACAGAUGGGACAAAGCACAAAAGAAAAUAGAAGAAAGCAAAGAACAGUAAAAAUUAAACCAAAGAGGACAUCACCCAGUAUCAAACAUGAAGAGGAAAAGGGUUUUUAUUGUGCAUAUACAAUACCUAAGUCAAAGUUUCAGAAAUGGGCACCAUUAAAAGAAUCAACAUUCAAAUAUAUAAAAGAUAUCAUUACUUUUUCAACUAGCAUCCUGCUUGAAAAACAGAGAACAAUUUAUCAAUCAAGUACAAUGGAAGUUAUGGGUUUGCUACAGAAAAGAAUUGAAUCAGUAAUGAAACUAGUGAAGGCACCUGUUACAACAGUGGAUUAUUACAAAGUUGACACACUUUUGUCACAGCAAGAAAGAGUACUUAAUAAAUUGCAGGUGAAAUCUAACUGGCUGUCUAAAGUUCUGAAAGAAGAAGAAAGUGGCUAUAAAUAUGCCGUUAAUGCUACACUUGUGCAGACAGUGACAUUUUUAGAAUAGGAACUCAAAUUUGUGGUAAUUUU